AGUAGCCAUUUUGGUCCCACCUAAAACAGACAGACCCGCUUCACGUCGGGCCGCUGGAGAUGGGAGAAACCGAGUCUAUGGCGAGCGUUUCAGUCACCCGGACCUUUUAAAACCGUCUGACAAACACCCACCUUUACCACCGGAGGUCAUGUUGUUUUUUUGAAGCGAGUCAUUUUGGGGGGGGGAGGAAGAAAGAGGACUGUGGUGAUUUUUUGGAAGUGACGACCGACAGCAGCGCCUUCUCGUUAGUUUAGUUAGAUUCACUGACUGAAAGCCGAGCGGACAAACGGACUCCGGCUACCCUGACGAGUCGAACAAAGGUUACAGCAGGAGCAUGAUAUCUCCGCAGCUUAAACACUAAAUACAAGUUGAUUGUAAUUUUUUUUUUAUUUUAGUUUUUUUUUUUUUUGUUACGCUCCGGAAUUUCUCAGGUGCUUGGCUCUAACACGUCCGGUCUGGGCUGAAAAUUGUCACGAUCCAUGCUGAGCCCAUUUUUCCACAGAGACCUGCAACGCAAAGCAAUAAUAACCAGAUUUCUUGGCUGGUGGAUUUAAAACGGAGGAUUAUUUUUUUCAGCUCAAACGGCUCCUGGUUAGGGAAGACCUAAGAAAUGAUGUCAACAAAAACUCCUUUGCCGACGGUCAACGAGAAGGUGACGGAAAGUCACACAUCUCACAGCAACGGGCGCCAGGAGCUCAGCACACGCUCAGGUCGGACCGGCAUGCGAUCCCGCAGCUCGGACGAGUCGCAGCAACCCCAUGUGGGCAACUAUCGGCUGCUCAAGACCAUCGGCAAAGGCAACUUCGCCAAAGUUAAACUUGCCCGGCACAUCCUCACCGGCAGAGAGGUGGCAAUUAAGAUAAUAGACAAGACACAGCUGAACCCAAACAGCCUUCAGAAGCUUUUCAGAGAAGUUAGAAUAAUGAAGAUCUUAAAUCAUCCCAAUAUUGUCAAGCUGUUUGAGGUGAUUGAGACGGAGAGGACCCUCUACCUUGUGAUGGAGUACGCCAGUGGAGGUGAGGUGUUCGACUACCUGGUUGCACACGGAAGAAUGAAGGAAAAGGAGGCCAGGGCUAAAUUUAGACAGAUCGUAUCGGCGGUGCAGUACUGCCACCAGAAGCACAUUGUUCACAGAGACCUCAAGGCGGAGAACUUGUUACUAGACGCGGACAUGAACAUAAAGAUUGCCGAUUUCGGCUUCAGCAACGAGUUCACUUUAGGCAACAAGCUGGAUACGUUCUGCGGCUCUCCGCCGUACGCGGCCCCGGAGCUUUUCCAGGGGAAGAAGUAUGACGGGCCGGAGGUGGACGUCUGGAGUCUGGGGGUCAUCCUGUACACGCUGGUCAGUGGCUCCCUGCCCUUUGAUGGACAGAACCUGAAGGAGUUGCGCGAACGCGUUCUAAGAGGAAAGUACCGCAUUCCUUUCUAUAUGUCCACGGACUGCGAGAACCUCCUGAAACGCUUCCUGGUCCUGAACCCGGCCAAGCGUGGUACUCUCGAGGUGAGGGAGGACACCGAAAAUCAAAUCAUGAAGGAUCGGUGGAUCAAUUCGGGAUUCGAGGAGGACGAGCUGAAGCCUUACACCGAACCAGAACUGGACAUCACAGAUCAGAAGAGAAUAGAUGUGAUGGUGGGUAUGGGCUACAACCUGGAGGAGAUCCAGGACUCCCUGGCCAAGAUGAAGUAUGAUGAGAUCACAGCCACCUACUUGUUGCUGGGCAGGAAAGCCUCUGAGCUGGAGCCCAGCGACUCUGCCUCCAGCAGCAAUCUGUCUCUGGCCAAACCCAGACCAAACAGUGAGCUCAAUGGCCAGUCGCCAUCCCACCUCAAAGUGCAUCGGAGCGUCUCCUCCAACCACAAACAAAGGCGCUACAGUGAGCAAGUUGGUCAGAACGCUCCUCCAGGGAUGGCUCAUCCAAAGAGAAGCCAGACCACCACAGCAGACAACAGUGCGAAGGACGAAAGCGGAGCUCAGCUCCGGAAACCCGGCAGCCGAGGCGGUCUGCCUUCCAGCCCCCUGCUGGGCAACGCCAACAACCCCAACAAGGCUGACAUCCCUGAGCGGAAGAAAGGAGCCACCACCGGCCCGAGCAAUAACUCUGCUUCAGCAGGCAUGACCAGGAGGAACACGUAUGUCUGCAGCGACAGGAACAACGCGGACCGCCUCUCGGUCAUCCCCAACGGGAAGGAGAACAGUGUUGCCGUGUCGCCCGGCGGCCAGAGGAACCCGGUGGCGUCCACCCACAGCAUCAGCAACGCCACCACGCCCGACCGCCUCCGCUUCCCCCGCGGCACGGCCAGCCGCAGCACCUUCCACGGCGGCCAGCUGAGAGACCGCCGUACCGCCACGUACAACGGGCCGCCGGCGUCCCCCACCCUGUCCCACGACGCCACGCCCCUGUCCCAAACCCGCAGCCGCGGAACCAGCAACCUGUUCUCUAAGCUCACGUCCAAACUCACCCGCAGAAACAUGUCAUUCAGGUUUACCAAAAGGGUCAGUAUUGACCCGGCCAAACGGCAGAUAGCCAAAACAGGGCCUGCCAACCCUUCUACCCAGGGAGGAAAGACCCUUAAUUCUCGAGCAGAAGAUAUAGAGAGUUGUAGGAAGAUGAAGAUCUAGAGUAAGGGUUGUUUCAAUCUCCUAAUUUCUCCCUGAGGAAGUCUCUAAAGGAACAGUCUGGUUUUCAGACGUUGCUCCUCCUUCUGUAGUGUUUCUUUGUUGUUGUUGUUGUUUUCGGCGCCAUUUUGGCUACCCUUGGACCUGCUGUCAGUCCCGUCUGUUCUUGUCCUCUUGUCCUCUUUUAGAUGUUAGAAUGUGGAUUCCACACGUUUUGUUUGUUUCCUCUGCGCUGCAGUGCAUGAUGGGAGCCUGUCCAGAACACCCGUCCUGUCAGAGGAGUUUUUAAUGUUACAUUAUUUAGAUGUUCUUUCUGUAUCUAAACGCUUUUAGCAACGUGAGCGCCAUCAGGAAGGUGUUUUUGAUCAACUUUCAGUAGACGUCUGUCAAAUUAUUUCUGAGUUCAUUAUUCAUUUAGGUUGCCAAGGUGAUAUCACACUGCUGUGAGAGACUGUAAAAUAUGAUUUUUACUGUGUUAAAGGCAAAAUGAUUUGGACUUGACGGGGUUUUUUUUUUAGCUGUUUUAGCGUGUUGGACGUUUAGGGUUGCAGCAAAGAGGGAUCUCUGCAGCUUUUUCUAGAAAAUGUAAAUCAUUAUUUCACCUCAGAUUUUUAGGAGGCUGUCGAGUAUUUCCAAAUCCGUCAUGUUUAAUGACGGCCGGAGGUUAACAGCUCAAAAUCGUACAACAGAGAAACGGCUAGAAUUAAUGGUGAACCGAUAAAUCAGCCCAGGUUUCCUUCGUCUGCAAUCUUAUCUCCCUCUGGGAAGGUCAGAAGGUCAGCCACUGUCCUCUUUUACUUUGCUGUGAGAGGUUUGAUGCAGAUGUAACACACCAGGUUACAUCUAUAUGUGUGCGGUUAACAGGCAGCCCACUGUUGCAAACUGAGCAACUUUGUCAACAAUUUUUCAGUUAAAAAAAAAAAAAAAAAUCAAGUUGGUCCAAAGUCGAAAUAGGCCGGUCAAGCUUUUUAAAGACCGGUGAUCUGCCUGAAAACUGGAGUCACAUCUGUCUGUGAUGAGCAGCCUUCCUGUUAUCUGCUGAAGUCAGCUCGCCUCUCUGCCGGUACAACCAGCCACACUAAAGCAGAACACGACCUGAUCUCCUGUAACAGACUGGGAAGUUGUGUACGAAUCAUCAAAGACGUAACGAACACACACCAGCGUGAAGCAUCUGGAAUAAAAAUAGUCUCCUUUUUUAUUAAAUGCCCUCUGACAUAUUCUGUGCUUGAAAAUAGCUGCAGUUGAACGUGGAUACCGCAGGGUGGCUCCUGUCUGUCAGUGGAGCUGAAAAUCGGCAGCAGCACUGAUUUCUUGGCGCGUCUUUAGUAAAUAUGGAGAAAAACAAAAACAGUUGGAGAAAAUAGUUGAAGGGAAGAAAAAACUGUAUUUCUCAGCGUCUCUUCACACAAGCAGAUAAAAUCAUCUCGCAUUAAGUCAACUAAUAUUUCAGUAAAGCAGGCCGGCUCAUUGAUGGACAGAUUUGAUUGGAGAUGCACCGAUCCCAUAUUAAUAUAUGGAUCGGUCCUGAUGUUGAAAAAAAAUUCUACAUCGGAAAUCGGUGAUGAUGUUCCCGAUCCAUAAGGGCGGAUCUAUUCAGUGUAAUUCUACACUGAGCAACGUCAUGCAUUAUUUAUUUCUACAUUCGAUUUGAAUUCCUAAUUUAACUUUUUGUAACAUGUGAAAGGUUUGUUUAUUGUUUGUCAAUUUCCUUAUUUAUUUUCCAUCGGCUGUUCUACUGCUAGUUACACUGAGAACCAAUGAAAGUUGUUUUUCCAUGUUUGACCAGCUAUAUUGGUGAAUUUCAGUGAGCUGUCCUGGUGCAAAGUUAGGAAAUAAAUUUGUAAUUCAGUACAUUUAUGUCUGUUUAAAACAAAAAAGAAAAGAAUAAUUAUUUUAGGCCAGUUCAGCUGAUACUAAACCUCAGAUUUCAGUAUCAGUAGUGAGAAAGUGGAUCAGUGCAUCCCUAGAUGUAACUUUGUUGUUCGAUUCUUUUAAAA
Messenger RNA from Xiphophorus maculatus (southern platyfish), 4614 nucleotides. Its product is annotated as MAP/microtubule affinity-regulating kinase 3-like. Gene Ontology annotation, cellular component: plasma membrane; cytoplasm. Gene Ontology annotation, biological process: intracellular signal transduction; protein phosphorylation. The record is from RefSeq and is a predicted model, not a curated record. The transcript is spliced from 18 exons. Lineage: Eukaryota; Metazoa; Chordata; Actinopteri; Cyprinodontiformes; Poeciliidae. Gene Ontology annotation, molecular function: ATP binding; protein serine/threonine kinase activity. The coding region runs from base 611 to 2620 and encodes 669 amino acids.